AUGUCACGAUCAGAUAUAGUUGAAGAACAGAAAUAUGCUGGGGAAAAUGAAGCCUCUGGAGGGUUAUUAGAGGAGAGCGCGCCUGGUGCUCCGACAAGACACGGUGGACGGGAGAACAUCAAGGUGCUGGUGCGCAUACGCCCGCUGCUGCCCAACGAGGCGGGACCCGUCGCCGUCGUGAUAGGGGAGGGAAACACGAUACGCGUGAAAGGGGCGACAGCACAGAGGCAACUGCAAUGUCGCUACGAUGCCGUGAUUGGGUCAGAAGUGUCCCAAGAGGGGGUGUUCUCGCAUGUUCGCGAAUGUACGUCGGCUGUCCUUGAGGGCGAGAACUCAAGCAUUUUUGCAUACGGACAAACCGGGUCGGGCAAGACGUACACGAUGUUUGGGCCCGAUUUAGACGCGAAUGGAGGCACGGCGCCGGGAUAUGGCAAGGGAAUCAUCCCUUUGGCGGUCACCGAUCUGUUCCAGGGGCUGGCGGGUUUAAGGCAGGAAAUGGGCGGCGCUGGUGAGUCUUCAGUGUGGUGCAGCGGCGUCCAGAUCUACAACGAACAACUUUUCGACAUGCUGAGAGAUCCUCAGAGAAUUCAUCCACUCGCCAUACACGAGCAAGCGGAAGCUGGGAUUUACGUACAAGGGCUGAGCGAGUAUGCGGUCCGCAGCGCCCGGGAAUGCCUUCAGUUGUUACGUGUCGGGAGAGAACACAGAGCGAUUCGAGAAACCCACAUGAAUCAGGCAUCAAGUCGGAGUCAUAGUAUCUUCCAGAUCGUCGUAGAGCAAAAACGCCGGAGUGAGCAAGACGGGGAGCGCAUCCUUCGGUCGAAGUUCAACCUUGUUGAUCUCGCGGGUUCCGAGAAGUGGGACGUGAAGCAAGAUAUGGCAGAGGUUCGUGUUAGCGAGAUGACGAACAUCAACGUCUCCUUGUACACGCUCGGGCGCGUGAUUGCCGCGUUAAGUACCCCUAAUUCCCACGGCGAGGGGGGCGCGCGCAAGGGCCAUGUUCCAUAUCGAGACUCCAAGCUCACACGACUCCUUCAAGAUUCUCUCGGAGGGAACACCAGGACGAGGAUCAUCGCCACACUGUCACCGGCAAGUCAGUCUGUGGAUGAGACUAUCAGCACGCUACGCUUUGCUGAUCGGGCAAAGCAAGUCAUGGCCUUUGUCAGGGUGAAUGAGCGCCGCCCUGUAGACCACGCGCUGGUUCAUCGCCUGCAGGCUGAGGUGAACCAUCUGCGUGGGUUAGUCCAAGAUACCGCAGAGGCUCGGAGCCUCCGCGAAGAGGCACCCGAUGGGCCCACUCGGCCUCCUGCUCUCACGGCUCUUGCUGAAGCUCAGAGGCUAGGGUACCAGGAGACGAUAGAUCAGUUGCGUCGGGAAAACACAGCUCUCAGAGAAAAUCAGGGUCCCAAGGCAGUUGACAAAAGUGAUAACAAGCCGGGGCAAAUGGAAUCGGACGUCGCCACCCUGCAAGCGGCGAAUAGGGCUUUGUCCACCGCUAUCGAGCACAUAGUACUCGAUAUUCGGCGUUUCUUCCGAUUCGACAUCGAGGAAGAAGAUCUGCGCGCUGAUCUGGCCAAAUUAUUGACUCAAUUGAGCGGUAGUAUUCCCGGGGGAGCGAGAUGGUGCAACAGUUUGAACGUGUCGACAUCAAACUCUUGCUCUGCGUUGGCUGCCGCUCAGCAGACGAUUCGGCAAGGAAUAGACGCUCAAGAACACUCGAACUCGCAUGAGAAAAGCACCCCCGGAGAGGCGCAGAGCGAAACACGGGGGGGGCUGCCCGCAGCGAGUCAACUGUGGAAAGGAGGGGUUGCAGCCGGGGGGCAGCUGCACCAGGAAAAGUCGCAAAGCGAACACGUUGCGUUGCCCCCAGUCACGCCAAAGAAAGACCACACGUCGGAGAAGUUGGCUUAUCGUCUUCGUGGAAAGCACGCAGAUGAGAUGGUGGUAGUGAUGAAGAAGGAGAUCACGGAAAAGGACGAGGAGCUGCAACUUCGAAAAGAACUAAGGCUGGCUAAGGAACGAAUGAAGAAGAACAUCCAGCUGCAGGCAUGGCUGUUGCAGAAGGAACAGCGGGAAAUAGAGAUGCUCAAAAGCGAAUCGGAGAAACGGGACGAACUUGAUCGAGAUCGACGAAGAAAAGAUGAAGAAUUUCUACGACGAGCCGCGAAGCAGAAAGCUAAGCUGAAGAGGUACUGUAAAGGAAGGUUGCUGCGUAUCCUGUCACACGCGUGA
This is a messenger RNA of Ectocarpus siliculosus, 2232 nucleotides long. The record is from the annotation of a GenBank genome assembly. NCBI's taxonomy places the organism in Eukaryota, Phaeophyceae, Ectocarpales, Ectocarpaceae.